This is a messenger RNA of Nerophis ophidion (straightnose pipefish), 21799 nucleotides long. It is a transcript of the gene obscnb, whose product is annotated as obscurin, cytoskeletal calmodulin and titin-interacting RhoGEF b. The record is from RefSeq and is a predicted model, not a curated record. Lineage: Eukaryota; Metazoa; Chordata; Actinopteri; Syngnathiformes; Syngnathidae. Bases 195 to 20711 code for a protein of 6838 amino acids. The transcript has 87 exons. Gene Ontology annotation, molecular function: guanyl-nucleotide exchange factor activity; protein binding.
GUUGGAGGACAAGAAACAAAAAUUAGGUGUAGUCAAGCACGCACCACCGGGCACUGGGGGAUGCUACACACCGCCCUCACUCCACAAGAAACAUUUGAAGGAUAUUUAACAAAUCAGAAAAACUGGAAUUCAUUCACUUUUUGGAGCUGGGAACUUCUUAAGUGACACACUGGAGAAGACUCAAGGUGCCAACCAUGGAUCCGAAUUUGUUCGGAGGGGCCCCGAGGUUCCUCACCCGUCCCAAGGCCUUUUCUGUGUGCAUGGGCAAGGACACCACCCUGAGCUGCACCAUCGUAGGCAGCCCCACACCGCUCAUCACCUGGGAGAAGGAGAAGCUGAAGCUGACAUCCGGGGGUCGCUUUAAGACCGUAGAGGAUGGUGAAGUGUACCGUCUCACCAUAUAUGACUUGGCGUUGGAAGACAGCGGCCAGUACCUGUGCAGGGCCAAAAACAGCAUCGGGGAGGCCUAUGCUGCUGUGACCCUAAAAGUGGCCCUUCCCACAGAGUUGGCUCCCAGGGCGCCCGUGUUCACAACCAAGGCCUCCUCAGCACGUGUAGGUUUAGGCGGUGAUGCCGUUUUCCACUGCAAAGUUGUAGCCCACCCUGAAGCCAACUUUGACUGGGAGAAGGACGGACGCUAUCUGGGCGAGUCCAACAGGGUCAAGAUUGUGUCCGACAGCGACAGCAGUACCUUGAAGAUUCAGAGCGUACGCAACCUGGACAGCGGCACCUAUACAUGUAGGGCCCAGAACACCUUGGGUCGGGCUCACGCCUCCGCUGCCCUCGUGGUAGACGCUCAGGACGCCCACCUGCUCUCCUCCGACAACCACACCUCCCUCCUCUCUCACCUCCAAAAGCGCAAAGAAGAAAUGAAGAAGGACAUCUCUGUUUUUCGCACAGAGGACACCACAUCUUCCUUUUCCUCCGGCAAAAUCAGUGACGGUUUGGAACACGAGGUGAGGUCGUCGGUCCUGGCAAAGCUGCCCAAGGGCGUGUUCACCCGCACGUGCACCGUCACUGAGGGCAAGCACGCCAAACUGAGCUGCUUUGUAACAGGUCACCCUAAGCCACACAUCAUUUGGAGGAAGGAUGGGACUAACAUCAGCGAGGGCCGCCGCCACGUCAUAUAUGAAGACUACGCUGAGAACUUCAUCCUUAAAAUCCUAUUCUGCAAGCAGAGCGACAACGGCUUCUACACUUGCAAUGCCACUAAUAUGGCGGGACAGACCUACAGUGCUGUGCUGGUAACAGUAAAGGAGCCAAAUCUGCCGUUCAGGAGGAAGCUUCAAGAUGUGGAGGUCCAAGAGAAAACGUCGGCUACGCUGAUGUGCGAGGUGCCGGUCAUUAGCAACAUGACCAACUGGUUCAUGGAGGAGACACGUCUGGAGCAAAACGGCAAGUAUCGCAUGGAUGAACAAGGCACCCUGCGCCGUCUCACCAUACACAACGUGACCACCAACGACGACGGCGUGUACAUCUGUGAGAUGAAGGAGGGCAGCCGCACUGUGGCCGAGCUCACCGUUCUGGGCAACAUUACCAAGAAGCUUCCUCGGAGGACAGUGGUUCCCGUUAGCGACACUGUAAUCUUCUGUGUGGAGCUGGAGCGUUCCUGCCCUGAUGUCUACUGGACCCGCAAUGGCGAAAAACUUAAGGAGGAUUCACGUAUUUCCAUCGCUUGCCUGCUCAGACAGUACACCCUCACCAUUAGAGAGUGUCAGGCGGAAGACUCAGGAGAAGUGGCAUUUGUGGCUGGAGACUGCAAGACGUCCACUCGAUUCUCUGUCACUGCGGCAAGGAAGCAUCCUCCCGAGCCCCCAGUUGAUGCCUUGGUGCAGAACAAGACUGACUCAUCCAUCACCCUUCAAUGGUCUCCUCCUGACAGUGACCGCCCUGUACCAAUCAAGGGCUACGUCGUAGAGAGGAGAAAAGUUGGAACUCAGACCUGGCAGAGAUGCAAUGCCGGAGAAACGAUUUUGUCCACAGAGAUCAUGAUCUCUAACUUCAUAGAGGAAGCCACUUACCAAUUCCGCAUCUCUGCGACCAACGACUUUGGUCAGAGUCCCUACCUUGAAGUGCCUGGAAGCUUCUACCUGGAGCCCACUGCAGAAAUCAUGAAAGGCCUCGUGAGUAGCACUGCAGUGUCUGGCGAGGAGUUCUCCAUCUCAGUGGAGCUGUCGGCCGUUUGCUCAGGCUUCUGGUCUCUCAGCGGGCGUCUCUUGCGCAGUGGAGGCGACUACCUCAUAACACGCUCCAAGAACUUGCACACUCUGCUCAUACGGAACGUGACUCAGGACAUGAACGGUUCAGAAAUCAAGUUUGUGGGCGGAGGCUCGCAGAGCAGUUGUAUCUUAGCUGUAAAAGCCCCCACUGUCAUGUUUGUUAAUAAGUCAAAUCAGCUAGAGGUGGUGACCUGCAGCGCCCAAGCUACAGCUCAGAUGACGACUGAGGUGUCGGAUUACGAUGCACAGGUUAUUUGGAUGAGAAAUGGCCGAGAGGUAAAAUUGGGCAAGAAGUAUGAAAGCGUGAUCAUGGACCGCAGGAGGAUCCUCAUUGUCCACAACGUUACAGAUGACGAUGUGGGCAUAUAUGAGUGUGUUUGCGCCGACGACAGAAUGUCCAUGCAGCUUGCUCUUAAAGAUGAACCCCCAAAGUUUCUGAACAAGCCGAGAGGUCCCAUGGGCCUGUUAUCCUCCUUGAAAGGAGAUCUUGACCUGAGCUGUGAAGUUUGUCCGGCCAACACGACAGUGGUGUGGAAAAAAGACCUGGUGGAGAUCACUGAGGACCAAAGAACGAGCAUAAUCUCCAAAGGAACCCUAAGGAAACUCAUCAUCAAGAAUGCCAAAAAAAGCGACCAAGGUCAAUACACUUGUGAGACAGGCGCCGACAAAUUCACAUUCCAGGUGAAGAUUAAAGAAACUCAAGCCCCGCCCGCUUUCUCCAACAAGGAGUCAGUGCAAAAGGAACUAAAGGCUGUUCUCUCCCAAAAAGCCACCCUUAGUUGCACAAUGUCUGACAGCAAGACAGAAGUGAAAUGGUACAAAGACAGCAAGUUGCUCACGUCCAGCCGGACGAUCUACUCUGAAGUCAAUGGCAGUACUCGUCUGUUAGUGAUUGAAAAAGUGGAGAGGAGUGAUGCUGGAGAGUACACCUGCGAAGCUGGAGGAGAGAAGCUGGUGUUUAAAUUAAUGGUGCAUGAUGAUCAGUCGCCCUUCUUCAACAAGGAAUCGGUCCAUAGAGAAGUGAGUGCCUCUCUCUCCCAGAGAGCCACUUUAAGCUGUGAAGUAUCUGACUCAAACAAGGAGGUUAAAUGGUACAAAGAUGGAAAGCUGCUCUCCUCUGGCAAGAAAAUACACGCAGAGUCAAAGGGCCAGAGUCGCCAGCUAGUGAUUGAGAGUGUUGAGCAGAAAGAUGCCGGGGAGUACAUCUGUGAGGCUGGGUCAGAGAAGCUAGCUUUUAAAAUCCAUGUGACUGAGCCUCCGUCAGCCUUCUUCAACAAAGGAGAGAAAGCCACGCUGAGCUGCGAGUUGGCUGAUUCCAAGACCGAGGGGAAAUGGUACAAAGAUGGGAAGCUGCUUGUCAUGGGCAAGACACUGCAUACAGAGGUGAAAGGCAAGACUCGUACGCUGGUGAUUGACAGUGUGGAGAAAAAGGACGCUGGGGAAUACAUCUGUGAGACUGGAGCUGAGAAACUGAUCUUUAAACUCCAUGUGACAGAUCUUCCAAGUAGCAAAGCAGCCUUCUCUAAUACUGACUCACAUCAGAGAGAGGUGAUAGCCUCCCUGUCCCAGAAAGCGCUCCUUACCUGUGAAGUGUCCGACAUCAACACAGAAGUGAAAUGGUACAAGGAUGGCAAAGUUUUGGCCUCCAGUAAGAGUAUACGUGCAGAGUCCAAGGGCCAGAGUCGCCAGCUGGUCUUUGACAGCGUGGAGAAGAAGGAUGCUGGGGAGUACAUCUGCGAGGCUGGAAGUGAGAAGCUGAUGUUCAGGAUACAAGUGGCCGCCGUUCAGCCCAAGUCGGCCUUCUCCAACAAGGAGUCCAUCCAGAAAGAGGUGAAAGCUCUUGUCUCUCAGAAAGCUACCCUGACCUGUGAGGUGGCGGAGUCCAAGACCGAGGUAAAAUGGUACAAGGAUGGCAAGCUGCUGUCUUUGAGCAAGACUUUACGCAUGGAGUCGAAGGGCAAGAGUCGACACCUUGUGAUCGACAGUUUGGUGAAGGAGGAUGCUGGAGAAUACACCUGUGUGGUUGGAACUGAGAAGCUGACAUUCAAGAUACAAGUGGCAGCUGAACCUGCCAAGUUUGAGAAAAAGGCUGUCAAGGACACAUCAUUUAUUAUUCAAGCGAGUGAAAACAUUGUUUUGACCUGCGAGCUGACAGCUGAGAGCAGCGUGAAGUGGUUUAAAGACGGCGUGGAGCUUAAAGAGAGCAGCAAGUACCAGAUGAAAAAAGACCACCUCUCGCCUACUCUCGUUGUCAAAUCCACGGAAUCUAAAGACUCUGGCGUGUACUCCUGUCACACAGCAGAUGACAAAUUGGAUUUUAAAGUCCAGGUUAAAGAGGCAGUGUUAAAGUUUGUUGUUCAAUUGAAAGCCUCAACAUUGGAUUUAGGGGGCACGUUGAGUCUGAUGUGUGAAUUGAACCAAGCCUCGGGAGAUGUCGUGUGGCACCAUGGUGGUUCUGAGAUUAAACCCGGAGGCAGGAUUUGCAUAAAAACAGAAGGUGCUAAGCGAAUUCUCACGGUGACCGGCAUGACUCAGGAAGACGAAGGCGAAUACAGCUGUGAAUGUAAAAAUGACAAGACCUCAGCCAAAGUCUCCUUGAAAGCUCCUAGAUCAGUCAGGCUGACUUCCAAGCCCAACAAUGUUGCCGCAAUAGAGGGAACAGACGCCAUUUUUAAGUGCGCUGUCACCCCAGCCGAUGUGCACGUUAAAUGGCUACACAACAAUGUUCCCAUCACUUCUGGAACCAAGUAUAAAAUUGAGCAUGCCGGCAACUGCCACUCAGUCACCAUCAUCUCCGUCACCGAGAAGGACGCCGGUGAGAUCAGCGUUGAUGCUGAAGGGAAAAGCUGCAAAGUUACUCUUCAAAUCCAAAGUGAGCCGGUGAUGUUUAAGAAAAAGCUGGAAAACUUGAUAGUGGAGGAAGAGAGUGAAGCAAAGAUGGAGGUGGAGCUAAGUAAGCCGUCAGAUGAAGUCAAGUGGAUGAAGAACAGCGUUGUGUUGAAGACUUCAGGGAAUGCGGAGGUCCGAGUCGAUGGAGCUAAGCAAGCUUUGAUCUUCAAGAGUGUCACUUGCUCUGACCGCGGAUUCUACUCAUGCGAAACCCUUGAUGACAAAACGCAGGCCAAGCUCACUGUGGAGCCCAAGAAAAUCCACAUUAUAAAAGGUCUUAAUGACACAAAGGCACAUGAAACUGAAACGGCCAUCCUUGAGGUUGAGCUCAGCCAGGCUAAUGUUGAGGCUUUGUGGACCAGGGAUGGAAUCAGGCUUAAAUCGGGUCCAGACCACCGCAUCGCAGUUCUGGGAAAGAAGCACAUCCUCACCUUGUCAAAUCUGACAAGAGAGGACGCAGGAACUAUCGGUUUCCAAGCAGAGGGUGUGCGUACUUCCUGUAAACUCCUUGUUUCAGAACUGCCUGCUAUGAUCACAAAACCCCUUGUGGAUAUCAGUGUUACUGAGAAGGAGAAGGCGACUUUUGCGUGUGAGGUGUCCAGAACAAAUGCAGAAGUAGAAUGGUUGAAGGACGAUGUAGGACUGAGACCUGGUAAGAAUUAUAGUAUCCACUCUUUGGCACGAAAACGCACUUUGAUCAUCAACAAGUGCGCACCGGAAGAUGAAGGCACUUACAUCUGUCGCACCACCGAUGACAACACUUGUGCCAAGCUCACCAUUAAUGCAAGAGACAUUAAGAUUGUGAAGAAGCUGGAGGAUGUGGAGGUAACGGAGAAGGAGAGUGCAGCGUUUGUCUGCGAAAUUUCACAUGACGACGUGGAAUGCCAGUGGUCCAGAGGUGGCGCUAAACUCAAAGCCGGGGACAACAUCAAGAUAAGACAAGAAGGCAGGACACAUAAGGUGCUGUUUAUAAGUGUGUCUCCAGAAGAUGUAGGUGAGAUUACAUUUACAGCCGAGAAGGCCUCUUCGACCGCGGAACUAAAGGUGACAGAACUCCCCGUCAAGUUUGUGAAGAAGCUCAGGGAUAAGAUAGCCAUCUAUAAUCACCGCGGCCGCCUGGAAUGCCAAGUGUCACGGGCCAGCGCCAAAGUCAAGUGGUUCAAAGGCAAGAAGGAGCUCAGGACCGGCAAAAAGUACGAGAUUAAAAGUGAGGACGUGUACCGGAAGCUCACCGUCAACAACGUGGACUCCGGGGAUGAAGACACUUACACGUGUGAUGCCGUUGACGACAAGACGUCAUGUAAACUGCUUGUGGAAGAGCAGUCCAUUAACAUUGUCCGGGAGUUGAGUUCUGUAGAAGUGAUGGAACCCUUCGCCGCUGUCUUCGAAGUUGAGAUCAGCAUGCAACUGGGGAAGGCGCCAAUAUGGACUCUAAGCGGAGUCGCCGUGCAAGACAGCGCUGACAUCGAGAUAGCGAAGGAGGGCACAAUGCAUCGCCUCACAUUCAAGAAAACCAACGCGUCGAUGACGGGUCCCGUGCAGUUCACAGCUGGGAAGAGCAAGUCCCUUGCGCAGCUCACAGUCAAAGAGCGCCCUCUUGAGAUUACAGAGUCCAUCAAAGAUGUAAAAGCCAAGGAGAAAAGCUCAGCCAUGCUCUCUUGUAAAUUCUCCGCCCCACCCAAAAGGGUGAAGUGGUUUAAAGACGAGGUACCCCUCUCGCCAUCGGACAAGUACAACAUCAAGCAAGAUGCCACAAGGGCUCAACUCACCAUUCAUAUGCUGACUGAGCAAGAUAGUGGCGAGUACAAAUGUCAGUCGGGGCCUGCCGUGACAAAAGGCAAUCUCCUAAUUGAAGUGCGUGAUAUUAAAUUCACCAAGCAUCUAGUUGACACAGAGGUGGACGAGGACAGCGACGCAGUAUUCACCUGCGAGGUCAACUACGCCGAUGAAGAGGCCCAGUGGCUUCUGAAUGACAAGGUGCUUUUCACGGAUGACGUCAUUACCGUAACACACGAGGGAAAAGUUCACAAGCUCAUCUUAAAGAACCUGGCACCUCAGGACGGCGGCAUUAUCACCGUUCAAAUACGCAAAGUGAAAGAGUCUGUCACGCUCAAGGUUAAAGAAAAGCCGUCCCUGUUUCUCAAGUCUCUGGAUGAUGUCGUGGGCGAGGAGAAAGGCUUGAUCACUCUGGCUUGUGAGGCGUCAAAGCCCAGAGUUUCUCCCAUGUGGAGGAAAGAAGGCAACCUUAUCAAAUCUGGAACCAAAUAUGAGUUCCUUCACACUGGCAAAUCUCUCGGACUUAUCAUCAAGGAUGUGAGCAAAGACGACGCUGGGGAGUACACUUGUGAUCUUGGGACUGAGGUGUCCAAGGCUAAGGUCACUGUAAGAGAAAUUGGAAUUGGGAUCACAAAGUGGCUGAAGUCAUCUGAGGUGAACGAGGGGGAGACAUGCAGCUUUGAGUGCAUCCUAUCCCGGGAGAGCAAUGACGAGUGCUCCUGGACUCUGAGUGGACGAAGUGUGACCAACGGAGGACGCUUCAAAGUCACUAGCAGAGGACGGAAAUACAUGCUGACCAUCAAUGACGUCACCCCUGCUGAUGCUGGAGAGGUGGUGUUCAGCAUUAAAGAUCUCGCCUCGAAAGCGACGCUAAGCGUUGAAGGAAAAGCUUCAUCAUUGUCAAGGGAUCUAGAGAAUGUCAGUGUGGUUCAAGGGGAAGAUGCUGUCUUUACCUGCGAAGUGACCCAAGCUACUUCCAUGGUCAAAUGGACAAAGGAGGGCAAAGCCAUAAAGAAAAGCCAGAGGUAUGACAUCAGAAAAGAGGAGCGGGUCAUGACAUUGGUCAUCUACAGCGUCUCAGCUCGGGACUCGGGAGAAUACAGUUGUGAAGUUGUUGGAGGUGCAACCACGAAGGCCCAGCUUCAGGUUAAAGAUCCAAUCCACAAGUUUACUAAACCUCUGAAAGAUGUCCAAGCUGACGAGAAGACCUCCGUGACUUUAGAAUGCGAGACCGCUCAAAACCCGUCCACAGUAUCGUGGCUCAAAGGACACACGGAGGUUAAGCUUGGCGGUCGGUUCGAGAUGUGUCACAAGGAGUGCGUUCUAACUCUCACCAUCAAACAACUGGAGGAAGAGGAUGGUGAUAUCUACACUUGUGACGUGGGCACGGCCAAGAGCAUGGCAAAGGUGACGGUUAAAGCCCUACCUGCCACUUUUAAAGGAAAGCUCAAGAAUCAAGACGUAAAGGAAGGCGAGGCUGUUACGCUUUGCUGUGAGCUAUCAAAGCGUGCAGCCAACGUCCAGUGGAGGAAGGGUGCUGAAGUUCUCGCUGCUGGAGAGAAGUAUGAAAUGCAGCAGAGGGAGGCUUCAUGCGAGCUGCGCAUUAAGAAUCCUACGACAGACGAUAGCGGAGAGUACUCCUGUCUGUGUGGGGACAAGAAGACAUCGGCAACAGUGAAAGUCAAUGCAUUACCUCCGUACUUCACACUGAAGCUGCAGAGUCAGGAGGCCCAAGAGGGAUCUAGGGUUGCUCUACGCUGUGAGACAUCCAAACCUCUAGUCUCAGUGAAAUGGAAGAAGGGAAAGCAGCUCCUCGAUUACGGAGAUAAGUACCAGAUGAAGCAGGAGGCGUACAGCAAUGAGCUCAUCAUUUUCCAAGCGGUGCCUGAAGACAGUGGAGAGUACAUCUGUGUGUGUGGAGAGCAGACAACCACUGCACAGCUGAAGAUUAAAGCUUUGCCGGUGACGUUCACAAAGAAGCUGGGAAGUCAGAAGGCUGAAGAAGGAGCUAAGGUGAUGCUGCGCUGUGAGACGUCUAAACCUGGAGCUCCAGUGGAGUGGAAAAAGGGAAGGCAGGUCCUCAUGUAUGGAGAUAAGUACCAGAUAAAGCAGGAGGCUUGUGUGAAUGAACUCCACAUCAACCAAGUGGUACCAGAAGACAGCGGAGAGUACAUCUGUGUGUGUGGAGAACACAACACUACAGCUAGUCUUACCAUUCACGCCCUACCAGUGACCUUCACAAAGAAGCUUCAGAGUCAGGAGGCUGAAGAAGGAGCUCAGGUGACGCUACGCUGUGAGACGUCUAAACCUGGAGCUUCUGUGGAGUGGAAGAUGGGAAGGCAGGCCCUCAAGUAUGGACAAAAGUAUCAGAUGAAGCAGGACGCUUGUGUGAAUGAACUCCACAUCAGUCAAGUGGUGCCACAAGACAGUGGAGAGUACAUGUGUGUGUGUGGAGAACACAACACUACAGCUAGCAUCACCAUUCACGCCACACCAGUGACCUUUACAAAGAAGCUGCAGAGUCAGGAGGCUGAAGAAGGAGCUAAGGUGAAACUGCGCUGUGAGACGUCUAAACCUGGAGUUUCAGUGGAGUGGAAGAAAGGAAAGCAGGUUCUGAAGCCUGGAGAAAAGUACCAGAUGAAGCAAAAAGCUUGUAUAAAUGAACUCUACAUCAGCCAAGUGGUGACAGAGGACAGCGACGAGUACAUCUGUGUGUGUGGAGAACACAACACAACAGCUAGCCUCACCAUUAAAGCCCGACCAGUGUCUUUCACAAAGAAGCUGCAGAGUCAAGAGGCGCAAGAAGGAGCUAAGGUGACGCUACGCUGUGAGACAUCUAAACCUCUCGUCUCAGUGGAGUGGAAGAAGGGAAAGCAGCUCCUAGAGUAUGGAGAAAAGUACCAAAUGAAACAAGAGGCUUGUAUGAAUGAACUCCACAUCAGUAAAGUGGUGCCAGAAGACAGUGGAGAUUACAUGUGUGUGUGUGGGGAACACAUCACUACAGCUCGUCUCACCAUUCAAGCCCUACCAGUAACGUUCACGCAGAAGCUGCAGAGUCACGAGGCUGAAGAAGGAGCUAAGGUGACGCUACGCUGUGAGACAUCUAAACCCGGAGCUUCAGUGGAGUGGAAGAAGGGAAGGCAGGUUCUUAAGUAUGGAGAAAAGUACCAGAUAAAGCAGGAGGCUUGUGUGAAUGAACUUCACAUCAGUCAAGUGGUGCCAGAAGACAGUGGAGAGUACAUGUGUGUGUGCGGAGAACACAACACUGCAGCAAGUCUCAUCAUUCAAGCCACGCCAGUGACCUUUACAAAGAAGCUGCAGAGUCAGGAGGUGGAAGAAGGUACUAAGGUGAAGCUACGCUGUGAGACGUCUAAACCUGGAGUAUCAGUGGAGUGGAAGAAGGGAAGGCAAGUCCUUAAAUAUGGACAAAAGUACCAAAUGAAGCAGGAGGCUUGUGUGAAUGAACUCCACAUAAGUCAAGUGGUGCCAGAAGACAGUGGAGAGUACAUGUGUGUGUGUGGAGAACACAACACUGCAGCUAGUCUCACCGUUAACGCCCGACCAGUGACCUUCACAAAGAAGUUGCAGAGUAAGGAGGUAGAAGAAGGAACACAGGUGACACUACGCUGUGAGAUGUCUAAACCUGGAGUCUCAGUGGAGUGGAAGAAGGGAAAGCAGGUUCUCAAGCCUGGAGAAAAGUACCAGAUGAAGCAGGAGGCUUGUAUGAAUGAACUCCACAUCAGUCAAGUGGUGACAGAAGACAGUGGAGAGUAUAUCUGUGUGUGUGGAGAACACAACACUACAGCUAGGCUUACCAUUAAAGCCCGGCAAGUGACCUUUACGAAGAAUCUGCAGAGUCAGGAAGCGGAAGAAGGAGCUAAGGUGACGCUACGCUGUGAGACAUCUAAACCUCUGGUCUCAGUGGAGUGGAGGAAGGAAAAGCAGCUCCUUGAGUAUGGAGAAAAGUACCAAAUGAAGCAGGAGGCUUGUAUAAAUGAACUCCACAUUUGUCAAGUAGUGCCAGAAGACAGUGGAGAGUACAUUUGUGUGUGUGGAGAACACAACACUGCAGCUCGCCUUACCAUUCACGCCCAACAAGUGACUUUCACAAAGAAGCUUCAGAGUCAAGAAGCCAAAGAAGGAGCUAAGGUGACACUACGCUGUGAGACGUCCAAACCUUUAGUCUCUGUGGAGUGGAAGAAGGGAAGGCAUGUCCUUCAGCCUGGGGAAAAGUACCAAAUGAAGCAGGAGGCCUGUGUGAAUGAACUGUUUAUUAAUAAAGCAGCAGAGGGGGACAGCGGAGAGUACAGCUGUGUGUGCGCUGACAGUAAAACGACAGCAAGUCUUCAAAUUAAAGCUGUGAAGCUUCUUGCUGUUAACGUGGAAUCAAAGAUGGUACAGGCAACAGAAGCAGUGGAAGCCAGUGGAACUGAAGCAACAUUGGUAGUUAAGAAAGACAAGCAGCAGAAGCAGGAGAUGAAUGAAGCAGUGGAAGCUGUGAUACUGCAGCAGACCAAAGAGAUUUCUACACAGAAACUCAUCAAACAAGAGACUCGGGAGCUCGAAGUUGAAGCCUUUAAACAGGAAACAACAUUGGUAGUUGCCAAGGACGAGCAGAAGAUGCAGGAGAUAAAUGAAACAACGAAAGUUGUGCAGCGUACCAGAGAGACUUCCAAAGAGCAGCUUCAGCAACAAGAGACUCAUGAGGUCAAAACUGAAGUACUUCCGGUCACGUUGCUUCAAGAAGUGGAAAGUCAAGAGGUUGAUGAGGGAGGUUGUGUUACUUUGCUAUGUCAGCUGUCGAGACCCGGACUUUCUGUCGAGUGGAAGAAGGAAACUCAAGUGCUGUGUUGUGGAGAAAAAUACCAGAUGACACAACGCAGACUCAGAUAUGAGCUACGCAUUUUUGAUUUGCGGCCUUGUGACACAGGGACGUAUUCAUGUUCUUGGGAGGACACCACAAGCUCCGCCUCCCUUAGAGUCAACGCUCUCCCAGUCACUUUUACAACAAAUCUGGAGGACCAAACAGCUAAUGAGGGUCAAAGUGUUAUACUGCAGUGUGAGCUGUCCAAACCUGACGUUCCUGUAGAGUGGAGGAAAGGAGAACUUGGUCUUUGUCCGUGUUCCAAGUAUGAAAUUACACAAACAGCGCACAGAGUGGCAUUAGUAAUCCACGAUGUAGACAAAAAUGAUGCUGGAUGUUACUCAUGUGACGCUGGUUUCCAUCAAAGCACAGCCCAUGUCGCUGUGAAGGACCAACCUGAGCUUUUUAAAAGCCAGCUGCAGAACCUGGAGAAGCAGUCAGGGGAGAGCGUUACUCUCCGCUGUGAGACCACAAAGCCUGGAGUUAGUGUGAUGUGGAGACAUGGGGACAGGGUGCUGGCAUCCAGUAGCAAAUAUCACUUGAAACAAGCAGGGACACUCGUAGAGCUUGUCAUCUAUAAGGUGCAGGGCGCCGACUCGGGAGAAUACUCUUGUGAUACAGGCAGUCACAUAACCUCAGCCAUCCUCACAGUGCAGGAAGUGGACGUGUCAAUAGUAAAAUUCUUGGAGAGCUCUGUCGUACGCGAGGGUGAUGACGUCCGUUUUGAGUGCCUGGUGUCGCAUGAGGACUCACCGUCGGCUCAGUGGAAGCUCCAAGAUGUCCCGCUGCAGAAUAAUGAAAUGAACGUUAUUAAAGCUGAGGGCCGUACACACAGCCUCACGCUUCGAGGCGUCACCGCGGCCGACUCUGGCACAGUCACUUUCUCUGUGGGCAACCACACCUCCACGGCCUCGCUUACUGUUGGAGCCGCCGCUGUUUUAUUCAAGAAGAACCUGGAUAGUCAAGAGGGCACAGAAGGAGACAAAGUCACUCUUUCCUGCGAGACAACCAACCCCGACUGUAAGGUGUCAUGGCAGAAGGGCAGCACGCUGCUCACCCAUGGGGAGAAAUACACCAUGCAGCAUAGCGCUGCCUCUCACAGUCUUACCAUUCACAAUCUGAAAAUGGAGGACAGUGGAGAGUAUAGCUGUGACACGGGUGACAAGAAAAGCACUGCUGUUAUCACCGUAAAAGAGAAUGUGCACAUUGUGAGAGAAUUGCACGACGUUACCGUGCUGACUGGGCAGGAUGCCGUCUUUGAGGUGCAGCUGUCUCAUCCCGGUGUGACCAACGCAGAAUGGUGGCUUGCAGACAACCUCCUCCAGAAUAACGACCUGAACCAAAUUAGCAGAGAUGGCCGAGUGCACCGCUUGGUCCUCAAGAUGGUCACCACGGACGAAUCAGGGGACGUGGCCUUCGUGGUGGGUCAGGAAAAGAGUGUGGCUUGUCUGCUGGUUGAAGAGAAACCCAAAGUGCUUAUCCUAGAAAAGCCGCAUAACACUGCAGCCUUAGAGGGGGAAACCGUCACUCUGGCUUGCACUAUCUCUGACUCCACGGCCACCGUUACCUGGAUGAGAGACAACACGAGCAUCAAAGCUGGUCUCAAGUAUGACCUGAAGAAGAAUGGCGCCUUCCAGCAACUUCGAAUCCACAACGUUGUGCCCGAGGACGCCGGAACGUACACCUGCGACACUGGAGAUGCUCAGUGUGACGUCACUGUCACGGUGGAAGCUGCUCCGGCGUUCUUUAAGACGGAGCUGAAGAACCAGCAGGCGGUCUCGGGUGAUGAUGUCACCCUGCGCUGUGAGGUCUCAAGGCCGGGUGUUCGCGUGGAGUGGAGGAAAGGUGGCAUGGUCCUUACGCCUGGUAAGAAGUAUGAGAUCUGGCAGGACGGGUGCGUUCAAGAGCUCUGUAUACACAACCUGGAUCCGGAAGACAGCGGUUACUACACCUGUGACGCGGGGGAUCAACUCACCACCGCCUCUGUGGCAGUACAAGUGAUAGAAGUCUACAUUGUGUCUGGUCUUAAGACCGUCGACGUUUUCGUUGGGGAAUGGGCAACCUUCUCUUGCCAGCUGUCUGGUCAGGUGCCUGGCAAGGUGCAGUGGUGGCUGGAUGGCACUUUGCUGAAGAACAGCCCCACUAUCGAGAUAGGACUGACCGAGAGCCACAUCCACUCACUCACCUUUAAGAACCUGGCCACAGAUGACUCUGGCACUGUCAUAUUCAAGGCUGGCAAUUUAACAUCAGCAGCCAAGCUCCUUGUCAAAGAUCCCACAGUUGAAGUGGUGAACAACAUGGAGGACCUCAGGGUGCUCGAAAACCAGCCGGCCGAGUUCAUCUGCCAGUUCUCGAGGCCGGUCAAGGCCGAGUGGAAGAAAGACGGGCAGCUAUUGCAGCCCGAUGGCCGCAGGGUGGUAGUGGAGCAGGACUGGACAGUGGCUCGCUUGUACAUUAGCCGUGUGUCUGCUGGAGACACGGGGACAUACUCCUGUGAGGCAGAGGGGACCCGUGUGGUUGCUUCGCUUCAUGUGGAAGCUAAACCUAUCGACAUAGUCCAGGGCCUGGAGAACGUGGAAACCUUUGAUGGGGGAGAAGGGCUCUUCGAGUGCGCCUUAUCCCGCCCGGAGAACAAAGACUGCCAGUGGCUUCUCGGCGACAAACCAGUGAAGCAAUCCCCCAAUGCUGAGAUUGUGUCCUUCGAGAGCGGCCGUCGUCACCUGCUCCUACUCAAAGAGCUGCGGAUUAGUGACAGCUGCACUGUUACCUUCAGAGCAGGCACUGCAUCCACAUCUGCUGAGCUGUCUGUCAAAGGCUGGCAGCUAGGCGUGGUAAAAAGCCUGGAGGACACGGUGGCUGUAGCCGGAGAGAGGGUGGAGUUCUGUGUGAAGCUGACAGAGCCCGUGCCUCCAGCAGAGGUAUUUUGGUACGCUAAUGGAGUGGAACUCAUGCAUGGCGACCUGUGGAACAUGAGGGCCGACGGCUGCUCCUAUCGCCUCAUCCUGAGACAGGCACCGCUUUUGCCCCAACAGGAAAUUACAUUUGCAGCACGAGAUGCUCUCUCUCUGGCCAAGCUCUCCAUUAUUACUGUACCGGACCCCCCAGAGGACCCGGAGAUCUUCAGUAAGACCAAACAAUCAGUCACCCUUUCCUGGUUCACUCCUCUGCAUGAUGGAGACAGCCCCAUCCUGGGCUACAAGGUGGAGAUGAGGCUGGCGGACAGCUCUCUCUGGCUUCCUUGUCAUUCUGCUCCCGUGUGUAACACCGAGUUUGCGGUGGAGAAUCUCAUCCCGGGAAGUGGCUACAGGUUUAGAGUGGCAGCCAUUAAUAGAGCCGGCACGGGCGAGCCGGUUGAGCUUCCUCUGACUGUGCAGCUCGAGACAGAGGUAAAAGAAGUCGAGGUGGAGCAACUAAGACAGCCCAGUUUGCCUCCUGAAGCUGCUGAAGAGGGUGACCUUCAUGAACUGUGGGAGGCCUCUGCAAAGAAAAGGCGCAUGAGUCGAGAACCCACUCUUGACUCCAUCACUGAACACCCUGAAGAUGAUAAAAAAGGAGCCCAAACGAAAACUCAACAGGAGAAGGAAGUGAAGUCAGCCAAAAAUCAACCUGAGAAUGCUUCUGGGGGAUCUUCAAUUGUAUCGUACCUCAAAAAGAACAGCCAGCUUCAGGUAUCCACUGUGACCUCUGAGGACGAGGAUGCCACUGCGAGGUUCUUCAAACACUUCCAGAUGGUUGAUCAGACAACUGAAAUCAAAACGAUGACAAUGACGACUCAGCAGACUGAAACAAAGUAUGUGUCAGCAGAGGACACAGACAUUAUGGAGAUCAGCAAGGAAGACGAGCCAGAGCUGAGAGAAGCUGCUAUUAAAAUCCAAGCGGCUUUCAAGGGCUACAAGGCACGCAAGGACAUGCGGCCUGUCUUUAAGGAUGUAUUUAAAGACCAGACCAAAGAACCUGAUGGCACCAUCCACCUGGAGUGUGUGGCUGAGGGUCGACCUGAUAGAGUACGCUGGCUGAAGGAUGGAGAGCCGCUGUGUGAUGGCAAGCACCACCAUAUCGACAUCUACAAUGACGGCACAUGUUCUUUGGUCAUCACCGCCAUCACCACAAAAGACACGGGGGUGUACACAUGCGAGGUCACCAAUAAGUUUGGCGUCAUCUCUCACAGUGCGAAGGUGACAGUAGGAACGGUGAGGGAAUCAUCGGGGCGGCGUCCACUCACUAUGGGCUACAGCGCUGACAGCGAGCCCGACAGCUCAUCGGGCAGCGAGAUGGAUGAAUCCCUGAGGCAGGCCAGCAGACGCCUCCGACGCCUGCUGCGCACACGCCUCCCGCCGGACGUAGAGGAAGAGCCUUUCGUCAGUGCGGAUGAAGGAGACCUGAAUCCCCCGGAUCCCCACUCGUACCGUGAGGACGACACUUACAUUUACAUCCGCUUUGACACGUGGGGGGAGGCAGACGUGGCCUCAAAGAGGUUCCAGGAGAUGUUUACAAUCCAUGGAGUUCCUGUGGAAACCACCAUCUUGGAGGCGGGACAUCUCAAAGUGGAGUUGCGGAUUAGGAAGUUGGGUUAUACUCAGGAUGGAACCGAAACACCUACACAAGAAAAACAGCCUCCUGCUUUCCUGUCUGGAGCUCCUGCUGCCCCGGUCUUCUUGACAGAGUUACAAAAUCAGGACGUCCCAGACGGCUACCCGGUCAGCUUUGACUGCGUGGUGAUCGGAAAACCCUCCCCAGCGGUACGCUGGUACAAAGAUGGCAAACUGCUGGAGGAGAAUGACCAUUAUAUGAUCAACGAGGACCAGGAGGGCUGCCAUCAGCUAAUCAUCACCGCCGUACUGCCCACUGACAUGGGCGUCUACCGCUGCACGGCGGAAAACAGCAGCGGCAUCGUGGCCACUCGGGCUGAGCUCAGGGUCGACAUGUCUUGCAGCUCUGAUUACGACACAGCUGCUGAUGCUGCCACUGAAACCUCAUCUUACAUCAGCGCCAAGGGCUACCUGUCCAGGGAAACUGAGACCUUUGAGUCCGUAACAGAAGAUGAUCAGCUGCCACAAAUCGUGGAGGAACUUCACGAUGUUCAUGCCAGUCCAGGUUCCCCAAUAGCUAGGAUGCAGCUCAGAGUAAAAGGUUUCCCCAAACCAAGGGUUUAUUGGUUCAAAGAAGGCCAACCCCUUCGGGCCUCGGAAAGGGUGUCGUUGUUAGCCCAGCAGGACGUUCAUGCCUUAGAAAUCCUGGAGGUGAAGAAAGAUGACAUGGGGGAGUACUCUGCUUACAUCAGUAAUGCAGCGGGUUCUGCUUACUCCUCUGCCCGACUCAUAGUUCUGAACCCAGGGGAGAUCUUACCACAAGAUCAGAAAGAAUCACAUGAGUCAUUGGUGCCACCACGUUUCCUGGAAAGGUUCAGCAACAGAAAAGUGAAACAAGGAGCCAGCAUCACGUUAUCUGUCAAAGUGGAAGGGUCUCCCACUCCGAUGGUCUCUUGGCUAAAGGAGGAGUCGCUGGAAGAUGUGCUGUGGAUCAAGACCGACACCAAGGGAUACAAAAUAGCAAGCUCAGGACGCCAGCAUAGCCUCAUCUUGAUGGAUGUGGGAACAGAGUACACCGGUGCCUAUACAUGCAUUGCAACUAAUAAGGCGGGACAGUCCAUCUGUACCGCUCACCUCGAGGUGGAUGACACUCCACCACAAAAGAAAGAGACCAAACCCUCAGAAGUUCUUGGGAUUAAAGUCAGUCCACCAAAGGAGGAUGCAAACAGGGGGCAAGAGAGUAAAAUGACCUACUUAGGAGAGGUCGGUUCAGAGGAAUUCCUCAUGAAACUCACCUCCCAGAUUACUGAAAUGGUAUCAGCCAAGAUCACCCAAGACAGCACACAGAAUCAGGAAGUGCUCCAGUGGAUGAAAUCUUGGCCCAAAACUACCACUUCAUUGCGAGUGCCAGGCGCUGACAGCGACGACGAGACCAAGACACCUUCGGCGUCACCUCAUCACGGCCGCUCUCGUCCCCCCUCCCUCGUGGCGGACUCCUCCUCUGAGUCUGAUGAAGGAGAUGCCAGGGGAGAGAUGUUUGAUAUCUAUGUAGCGACAGCCAACUACGACCCCACUGUGGCAAGCAAAGAGUCUAUUUCCCUGAAGGAGGGACAGUAUGUAGAGGUUUUGGACUCGGCUCACCCGCUCAAGUGGUUGGUACGGACCAAACCCACCAAGACGACGCCAUCCCGCCAAGGCUGGGUGUCACCUGCUUACCUAGACAAAAAACUUAAACUGUCUGCAGAUGCAGGCGACCUUCCAGAGGCAAGUGUUGAAGAGGUGUCUGAGGGAGAAUACAAGAAGAAGUUAUUCCAACUGAUCCAGGACUUGAUCGGCGGUGAAUCCGAGUUUGUCAAAGAGAUAGGCUUCUUCACGGGUCAUCACCUGAGGCACGCUGACAGCCCGAAUGCACCAGCUGAAGUCAGCACCCAGAAAGAGUCCAUAUUUAGAAACAUCGAGGACAUUAAGGAGUUCCACAACAAGGCUUUCCUUCCCAAGUUGAGCGACUGUGACACAGACGAUGACGUGGCCAUGUGCUUCCUGAAGAACAAGGAGGGCUUUGAGAAGUACCUCCAAUAUCUUGUAGGCCAGAGCCAGGCUGAGUGUGCCGUCAGUGACAAAACAGUGCACCACUUCUUCAAGGAGUACAUGGGAAAGGAAAAAGCCACUGCCGACCAGCCUGUACGCAGCAUUAACACCUAUCUCCAGCAGCCUCUGGAGAGGAUUCAGAAGUAUAAAGUCUUCCUCAAGGAGCUCAUUCGAAACAAGGCAAGAAAUGGCCAGAACUGCUGCCUCCUGGAGGAAGCAUACGCCAUGGUGUCUGCGCUUCCUCAACGAUCUGAGAACACGCAUCACGUCUCCAUGAUUGAGAACUACCCCGCCACCCUUGAAGCGUUAGGAGAGCCUCUCAGACAGGGACCUUUCCAAGUGUGGGAGGGCGCUCCUGGGAUAAGAACAUCUUCUAGAGGUCACCACCGCCACGUCUUCCUCUUCAAGAACUACUGCAUCAUCUGCAAAUCCAAAAGAGACAGCAACAUUGACACACAAACAUAUGUCUUUAAGAACAUGAUGAAGCUGAACAACAUUGACGUGAACGAGACCGUGGAGGGUGACGAUCGUGCUUUCGAGAUCUGGCAUGAACGUGAGGAUUCUGUGAGGAAAUACACCUUGCAGGCCCGAACCGUUACCAUCAAAAACUCUUGGUUGAGAGACCUCAGGGAACUUCAACAGAGAUACACCAUGACUGCCUGGAGUCCUCCUGACUUUGUGGAAAUUCUGGCAAACUGUACAGCCGAACUCGGACAGACCGUUAAACUAGCGUGCAAAGCUACAGGAAUACCCAAACCUACAAUCACCUGGUACAAAGAUGGACGCAUCGUGGAGGCAGACCCUCAUCACAUCAUCAUCGAGGACCCCGACGGCUCCUGCACUCUCAUUCUGGAUAACAUGACGGCAGAAGACUCGGGCCAGUAUAUGUGCUUUGCGACAAGCUCAGCCGGCAACGCCAGCACUCUGGGCAAGAUCACUGUUCAGGUGCCUCCUCGUUUUGUGAACAAAAUGAGGAAUGCUGUCUUGGUCGCUGGUGAGGACACUCAGUUCACCUGUGUCAUUCAGAGCGCCCCAAGUCCUAAAAUCAGAUGGUUCAAGGACAGCAGGCUGCUGACAGACCAGGAAAAGUAUCAGACCUACAGUGAGCUUCGCAGUGGGGUUGUGGUUUUGGUGAUCAAAAACUUGACAGAGCGGGACCUGGGGCAUUAUGAGUGUGAGUUGUCUAACCGUCUUGGCAGUGCCAGGUGUGCUGCAGACUUAGUCCUUCCAUCUGCUGCUGGCUCUGGUGAGCAGGCCAUUGUUAUUGAAGUUACUGAACAGGAGACAAAAAUACCAAAGAAAACCAUCAUUAUCGAGGAGACUAUAACCACAGUGGUGAAGAAUCCCCGUAUGAGGAGGCACAAGUCCCCUGGCUUGAUGGUGGCUGGAGCUCACCGCACGGAAAUUUCCACCUCAGAAACCUCCACAACCAGGACAAGAAGGAUGGCCCCGCCGAGGAAACCCACAAUCCCGACCUUCUAUGUCACUGAGGCCCAGAGUACCGAGGCGAGUGCUGCCGCCACUGUGGAGAACGAGCCCAGUUGGGUUGAGGUAGAAGAGGUGAUCGAGUACAAGGUGAAUAAAUCUCCUCGAUUGUCAAGGAGGAGGGGCGUGUCGCCGGCGGUCUCUGAUCGCGCAAACACCCCUUCCAGACCUAAACGAUCCCCACCAGAAAACCCGAAUGCAAACAAUUCUAACAACAAUCUAGUAGAGCAGGCCCAUCCCCUAGAAGCCUCUGAUUCUCCACCAGGGGUAUCGGUUCUUACAGCUGGAGAUCAAGUCAUGGAGGAUCAACAAACCGUCAUUUGGGAACCUGAUGAGGACAGUGAGUUUGAUUACUGCGGAAAACAAGAAGCAAAGAUGCCAACACCUGGGGCUCGUGUUUUAGCACUAGAAGACUUGGAGGAUUACGUCCCAGAGGAAGGAGAAUCUUACGGAUCAACCAGCUGCAGUCUUGAUGAGAAACCUUGUGAGAUUGCGGUCCUCCAGAGAGAGAUCGGAGGCUCCAGUGUGGGACAACCGGUACUCCUCAAUGUGGGACGUCCUGUGGUGGCUCCAAGGCAGAGGGGCGGCUUCUUCACCCGCUUCCGAGAGCAUCUCUCUGGCAGCCUGUUCUCACCCACAGCCCCCCAGGCAAGCGGGUCCACGUCAGAGCGCCAAGUCCCCAUUCAAGUGAGCCGUGCAAAGCUGGAGGUGAAGCCAUCUUAUUGCUCGGAGGUGCAGAGAGUGGAAGGCGGGCAGCAGAGCUUUAAAACCAAAAUAUCUACUCAGACGUACGACUACACGCCAGUGGGAAACCCUGUCACGCUUCAGAUUAGCGACGAUGACCAGAACCAGAACCAGUAGCUGUUUAACAUCAAUAAACGUUUUUAGUCUUAAAUGGAGCUGACUCCAUGAAGAUAACUUCCAACUAAAAUAUAACCAAACCAUUCCACAUCAGGAAACACUUUUUUCCCUGCCUAGUGGUUUUAAGCGAUCCUUAUUGGGUCAUCAUGACAUCAAAACUAAACCAUGUUUGCCUUAACCUCAACUUUUGACACAAAACCUAUUUCUUUCUGUCACAAACACUAAAAGCCGUGAUAAACAUGCAUUUUGCAUUAGUUGAGGCAGAAUGUAUUGUAGUACUUGGCUGCAACCAGCAGAGGUGCUGUUGAUUAUACUAAUCUAAAAAACAGCUGUGGGAAGCUUGACGUAAGAGUUCAGAACAUUUAGACAGUCUUUUAUCCCAGAAAUAUAAAAGACUUUGAUAUAGUUAUUACUUGUCUUCGUGGGUCAUGGAAAUUGAGUGAAUAAAUAAUUGAUGGCCAUGUAAGGAGCGUUCAGUCGCACAAUGUGCUUUGUAUUGUUUGGACUGACGCAACCGCUGAAGGGCCACUGUUUGUCAUGAAGACAGUAACACAAAGUAUUGACGUACACUCAAAAUGACUGGAUUUUAGACAAUUGACGCAUUAUGAACAUGUAGUUCUAAAACUAAAACAUUAAAGAGAGGUACUAGUGUUGUGUUGUUUGCUUUUGAGUUUAUUUAAAUUAUCUCUCACGGUCACACAUACUUUUAGUUGGCUUUCUUUGCGGAUAAUACGUUAUUAAAAAGGUAAUCCAGAGACAUGUCUGUUUUUAAGUAAAUUAUUUUUGUGAGUACUAGUAAUGUACAAUGUCACUAUCACGAGUAAUUGUGUUUUUAGCGCCGUGUCAAGUGGUUCAAUAAUGAUGUGAGAGCUCAUGUUUUUUGUUGUUUCUUUUAGAUAAUUGACAUGCAUGGAUUUGCUUUUUCAAAGUUUUUAGUAACUUAACGACUUGAAUGAUUAAAGACUGUACUGUUUUUUUCAGUUUUAGUGCACUCACAGCUUGCAAUUGCUUGUAAAUGUGUAGUUUUUCAAAAGAAAAUGUCUUUCAAAUGUGUUCAAAUUUGAAUAUUAAAAAAAACUUGUACAACA